AUGAUAGCACAGCAACAACGCACUAAAGAACAGGAGUCGAGACCGGCAAAACGCAAAGAGCUGAACUAUUAUACCCUGAGGCGGUUUCGUAAAGCAGCUUAUGCCGUUGGCACAGAAGAAAUUCCAGCCAAUCAAAAGACACAGCCAGAGUGCAACAAUGCCCCUAAUUUGCAUAGAACGUUUUACUGGUUUCUGAUUGUGAAACCCGAGCCCGCCAAGUCCGCGCCGGCCCCGAAGAAGGGCUCCAAGAAAGCUAUCACUAAGGCGCAGAAAAAGGACAGCAAGAAGCGCAAGCGCAGCCGCAAGGAGAGCUAUUCCAUCUACGUGUACAAGGUGCUGAAGCAGGUGCACCCCGACACGGGCAUCUCGUCCAAGGCCAUGGGCAUCAUGAACUCGUUCGUCAACGACAUCUUCGAGCGCAUCGCGGGCGAGGCGUCGCGCCUGGCGCAUUACAACAAGCGCUCGACCAUCACGUCCAGGGAGAUCCAGACGGCCGUGCGCCUGCUGCUGCCCGGGGAGCUGGCCAAGCACGCCGUGUCCGAGGGCACCAAGGCCGUCACCAAGUACACCAGCUUCAAGCAAACUCCUGUGCAACUACGACAACGACUUCAGGCCCUUUUAAGAGCCACCCAUAUGCUCAUUUAAAGAGCUGUAACUUAAGCUUGAAAAUGACCAGUACAGCCAUUGUAAUACUUUGUCAAGCAGUAUUAAUCUAGAAGCAAAACGUAAUUCCAGCCUGUGAGAAUCACCAAAGGGUAAAUCUAUGCAACUGGACUAUUGUGUUCUCUUAGCUGCUCUGGUAGCUCCUUACUGAGUGUAAUGUUCCUGGAGGCCCACCACACUUGGAGAGGCUUCGUUUCCCCAUUUUGUUUCGCUUUGUUAUUUCCACUACCCUAGAUCAGGGAGUAAUUAGGGGCAAAGUUGGGCAAAGUGUCGGGUGGCCCUAAAUUAAAAGAGGAACAUUCUUUUAGAAAAUCCACUUGCUGUGAGCAUCCGAGUGGCUACAGUGGCAUCUAAUGGAGCCAUGUACUAUCUGCGACUUGCAUUUCUAAAUCCCAGCGGAUUUCUUGCCAGUCUCAAACCCAUGUCCUUCCAAUUCCACCAGUUUCUUCGCCAAAAACGUUAACGUAGUCUAAAUACUGCCUCUUGCAAAGGUCAGGAAUUCAUCCAUUAGAGUUUUCUACCUGGCUUAAAUAUACAAGAAUGUAAGAGACACUACAACUGGAAUAUGUGAAGGAAGAGGAAGCAAGUGAAAGUCCAUCUGUGAUGGGGGCGGGGGUGGGCAGGGCAUAAGGAUCUGCCUCAGCCUCUUCACUUUCCAGUCCCAAGAUCUCCCUAAACCUCUCCAAGUCCAGUGACUUAUUCAUGCCCUGGGAUUUUAUUUUAAGGGAGAAAAGUCACAAGGCAUUAAUAUUCUUGUGCCUGUCCGCGUGAUUUCAGCCUACAAUCACCUAUGAAAUGGAAUCUCCCAUAUUACAAAUGAAUGAGAAAUUAAGGUUAAGUAACUCCUUACUGAAACGUGGGAUCUGAAUCCCUAAGGACUGUUUGCACACAGACUUUCAAGCAAUAGAGGCCAGUUGCAAUCUUAGGAAUAGGGAAACCGGCUCAGAAGGAAAAUUAAGUAUUAGAAUAAAACUAAAUUAAAACUGGUCAGAAGAUACACUUGUUCUUUGAUGCACAACACAGGCCUUAAACCACCCAAAGUAUAUAAUGAGCUAUGGAAGCUAAGGAUCUCCUUAUGGCAAAUUUAACUUUUCUGAGUGCUGUGCCAUAGAGGGGAAGCCAUGAGCAUUAGCAGUAUAAAACUAAGCUCAAAAACCUCAUUUUCUACUUACUAGCCCAACCCCUCAGGAUCCUGUAAGUCUGCUUUAACAUGUAAAAAUUCCCUUGGAAACUUCCUUUAUCACUACCCAUCAAGGUAUCUAUUAGCAAUCAUCCUCCAAACAUAUGAUCCACUGAUAUACAUCUGAAGAGUCUCGUGACUGAGUUUUUACUAAGUAAUAAUAAUGACCUUUCCUAACAAUAGCUAGCCCUCUUCGGAUCCUGGAAACCUUGUUUCCGAAAUACCUUGGAGGCUUGUGCUGUCCCUAAGCCCUUCCCAACUGGAAAGUAUUUACUGGGCCACUCCUCAUGACCCCAGGGCAGCUCUUCCUGCCCAUGGGUCCUGUCCCUAUUCCUUAAUAAAACCACCUUUUUGCACCAAAGAUGUCUUAAGAAUUCUUUCUUGGCUAUUGGCUCCAAACCCCAACUAUUUCCUAUAUAAGUGACUCAAUUUUGUAAUAGGACUUGUGAAGAAGAUACUCUAAGCCCCACAUGUGAUUAAGGCAUUCAUUUCUUGCUCUCCAAAGCUAAUUUUAAGCACAUUUGAAAACAAAUAUACUACCAUGGCUUAAGGAGGAAUCCCUUAAAACAAGAUAUAGUUGUGAAAGACUGUUUCAAUGCUAAAUUUAGGCCAAUUUCUUAAACUGUCUGUGAACAUUUCCUUACCUCUAAAAUGGGAAUGAUAACUAACACAUGGCAUUGCUGGAUGAUCAGUAAAAGAACACUAUAAAGCGUUUAGGACAGUUCUUAUGCAGAGGAAAGUCUUCCAAAACGUUAAUGACAGCUAAAGCCUCUGGUUGAAAUGAUAGGGAAGGUGAGUUGGUCCUGCCCAUAUUGGAAUCUGAGUCCUGAAGCUUUGAACAAGUCAGUAGACUCCAAAGCCUAGCAGCACGUUAUUCUAGUUAAGAGUUCCUCAACUGGCAAGGUGAAUGACAAUCUAAUCCAUUCUAACAGUCUACACCCCUCUUUAGGACCAUCUCUUCACCCUGAACUUUUUUUUUUUUUUUAAGAUUUUAUUUAUUUAUUUGUGAGAGACACACAGAGAGAGGCCAAGACACAGCCAGUGAGAGAAGCAGGGAGCCUGAUGUGGGACUCCAUCCCAGGAGCCAGGGAUCAGGAAGGACCUGAGCUGAAGGCAGACGCCCAACCAUUGAAGCCACCCAGGUGUUCCUACCCUGAACUCUUUUGAAGACAACCUAGGGCCGUUGACUGUGAGACUUCUCUGCCCCUGCCCGCCAAUUCAAGCAACAUGUGACUUAUUUUCCAGAGACUUCAUGUCUCACUAGCAUUAGGAGUACCUCAUUUAACAGAUGUGUUGGGUUAUGAGGAAAGGACCCUGGAAACUCACAAAAGCUGCUUUAAUAAUUUUUUAU
This is a messenger RNA of Canis lupus familiaris (dog), 3194 nucleotides long. It is a transcript of the gene H2BC10, whose product is annotated as H2B clustered histone 10. Gene Ontology annotation, molecular function: DNA binding; structural constituent of chromatin; protein heterodimerization activity. Bases 1 to 645 code for a protein of 214 amino acids. Gene Ontology annotation, cellular component: nucleosome. The transcript has 2 exons. The record is from RefSeq and is a predicted model, not a curated record. NCBI's taxonomy places the organism in Eukaryota, Metazoa, Chordata, Mammalia, Carnivora, Canidae.